AUGCGUUUCCAGACUGCCAUUCUCGCCAUCUUUGCCGCGGCUCAGCUUGGCUUGGCCGCCCCAGCCAGCGGUGCUGAUGACGGCACGACCCAUCACCUGGAGGCCCGUGAUCGGAGGUCUGAGUGCGAGGAAAAGUGCUUUGCGGAAAAGAGGGCGCAGUAUAAGGUAACAACACUUACAAUUUCGCAAAAGGCCGCCUGCUACAGCAGAUUUGAUGGCACAUCCGACGGACGGCAGUGA
This is a messenger RNA of Pyricularia oryzae 70-15, 240 nucleotides long. RefSeq lists its product as uncharacterized. The transcript is spliced from 2 exons. Bases 1 to 240 code for a protein of 79 amino acids. NCBI's taxonomy places the organism in Eukaryota, Fungi, Ascomycota, Sordariomycetes, Magnaporthales, Pyriculariaceae. The record is from RefSeq and is a predicted model, not a curated record.